AUGGCCACCCCCUCGGAAACCCAGGCCCAGCGCGAACGCGACUACGAGCGCUUCAAGAACUACACCACCAUCGGCUUCCUCGUCGCAUCACCUAUCAUCAUCGCCCUCCCCCCGCGCAGACUCGACCUGAACACCGUUGCGCUUGCCAGUGCCUUCGCCAUCUCCGCCAACCACAUUACGCGCGAACGGACAGGGCGCAGUAUCGUCGACCGCAUCGAGUCGCGAAUCUCAACACGCCCGGCUCUCCUGCGCGACCUACCUUCCGAUCGCGCCGAGGAAAUUCAAACUCGGCUGAGAGCUGCCCGGGAGGCGCAAAUACGCGACGCUGCGGGUGAGGAAUUGGAGAAACUCAAGGCGCGCCAGAGUCAGGAGAAGGGUGUUGUCGACCGUGUAUGGAUGGGUGGGGAAUCGGCGGGUUGGAAGGAGCGCAGGCUUCGGGAGGAGCAGAAGGCUAUCGAGGAGGGGAAAGGGUAUGGUGAUUUGAUCAUGGACCAUAUCUGGGAUGUCUGGAACUGGGGGCGCAAAACUGAGGAGGACGAUGAUGAGUGA
This is a messenger RNA of Penicillium cinerascens, 549 nucleotides long. RefSeq lists its product as uncharacterized. The coding region runs from base 1 to 549 and encodes 182 amino acids. NCBI's taxonomy places the organism in Eukaryota, Fungi, Ascomycota, Eurotiomycetes, Eurotiales, Aspergillaceae. The transcript has a single exon. The record is from RefSeq and is a predicted model, not a curated record.